UUGAUCAAAACAUUUUUGGCUGUAAAUCAGUUUCAACCGAUUAAAAGGACAACAAUCCAUCAAUUAUGUUCAGAAAUAUAGCACGUCCAGGCUUGUUGAGGACAUAUUUGCCCUCCGUGCGGUACAACUCGACCUUGGCCGAACUUUCACAGGCCAUCAAGACCCCAGUGGAGUCUGAAUAUAAGGCAACCAACAACAGUAUUGUUUCUGAUAUUGACCAUUUACUUUUGGCUGACAGUGCCAAGGAAUCCGCUACUGACGCUGCUUCCCCUGCUUCUAAUAAUGAAUCCACUGGUUUCAAGAAUGGUGCUCUUUACGGUGGUGCUGCCCAUCCAUUUGGUCGUGCAUCUUCGUCCGAUUACCUUCUCCAACAAUCAGUAAGACAUCCAAGAGAAGUUGCCAAAUCUAUUAGAGUAUUUGGUCCAAUUGCUGGCCGUACUUUUGAUGUUCGUCACGGUAAUAUUGGUGCCACCAUCGCCUCUGUACAAACAGUUCUUCGUACCAACAAAAUUAAAAAGCUUGUAAAUGUUCAAAAACGUCACAUACCGAAGGCAAAGUAUAGAAAGCAAAAGCACAGAGAAUGGUGGAGACGCCAAUUCUCCAAGGGAUUCAGAGAAUUGAUGUCCGAAGUCAGAGACGCCACCAGAAGAGGAUAUUAAAUUGUACACAAAUUGUAAAUAGAAUACAUCACAGAACUUCCGGGAUAUACCGAUCAUGUGG
Molecule: messenger RNA, 720 nt
Organism: [Candida] anglica
Lineage: Eukaryota; Fungi; Ascomycota; Pichiomycetes; Serinales; Debaryomycetaceae
Source: the annotation of a GenBank genome assembly